Peniophora sp. CBMAI 1063 is the source of this 1794-nucleotide messenger RNA. The record is from the annotation of a GenBank genome assembly. Lineage: Eukaryota; Fungi; Basidiomycota; Agaricomycetes; Russulales; Peniophoraceae.
AUGAUGGUCUCCCGCCAGGCGGCAGUGUUGAAUCCUAGGACCCGUGUCUUCGUCUACAACCACGACCGCCACAUUGCUCGUAUCCUCGUCGUCGAUAUGUCUAGCCCUCCCGAACGCGCUGCACCCCACGUCAACCAGUUGCCCGUGGAGACCCUUGCCACAAUACUAUCUUAUCUGCCCAAUCCUAACCCUCCUCUCCACGAACACGACAUGAUACGGCGACGUCGGGAGUGGAAGUCCUCACUGGCGACUCAAGUGGAGAGUCGUUACGACCCCUAUGGGUGGUUUCCUGCCGCCUGGGUCUGCCAUUUAUGGCGUUCUGUCAUCUUAUCAGAGAGGCACCUCCAUGUCCCCGUCUUUGCUCACGAUGAGCGGGCGCUUCCAGUCCUGGAAUCUACUUCUCCGCUUCCGAUCGAGUUGUACGUCAGCGAAGACGAAUGGGCGUCAAACGAGAGCAUAGCUUUGCAGGUGCAAUCGAUCUUCCGCUCGUGUGGACAGCGUGUGCGUUCGUUGCAUGUCUGGACGAAGCACCGGCGACCUAAGCGUUCUCAAGACGAGUCGUCUACGCCACAGACGACGCCUCUACUUCCAAACGUCAUCCGCGAGAUGAAUUUACCGCUACUCGAGGAAUUCCACGCUUUGGGACGGUACAGACACCUGCGUGGAGGGUGUAUCGAGCCUGGAUAUCGAGACCAAUAUCCUCGUUCGAUCUCGUUCCCUGAUCCACUAUCCAAGAACCUGCGUGUCUUGGAUCUAUCGGGAUGCACUAUAGCCAGUGCCGGAUCACUCGCAACAUCCGCUCCUGCAUACGUGAAGCUUGUGGGGUGCCCAGGCAUCUGGGAUUGCCACGACGUUCGUCCAGAUCAAGGCGUCGUAGCGGAUCGUGAUGAUAUCAACGUCCCGCAGUACCGCCUGCCCUUCACAUUCACCGCUCUCCGUCAUCUACACCUGGAAGAGGACUCCAUGCCUUCUGCGCAGGCGCUUGCCGCUUUAGGCAGUAUUACGCUGCCUGCACUAGAACAACUCCGCCUGUGUGGGCCCCUCUCUCAAGCGCUAGAUACACUCAACGGGUUUAGAUACCCGCCUACGGCCUCUGUCAGCCUGUCAUGUGUUUGGGACGACUGGACGUACUCUGCGGAGCAGGACGUACUCGACAUCGAACCUUCAUCGCUACCUGUCUUCAAAGGCUUGGCAGCGAAAUACCUAGCUGAGGAUACGUCGCUUCCUCGUGCGUCAACCAUGGUGGUUGACAUACAAGACACCGAAGUGGACUUCAAAUGCAUUUCUGAGAGCGGACAUGCUUUCCUUUCCUUCCAUAUCUACGCUCUCACGCAGUGGGCCCGCGACAUUGAAUUCACCGGAUUUGAGGAAUUCCUCGGGAACGCCUUCUCUGUGUUCUCGGGCGUACGACAACUCGUCGUAUCCAGUCACUUUGAACACGAGACCUAUCGUCGCUACGGCGUGGCGGAGCCGGCGCGUCGGUGCCGGUGGUAUGCCGCCGCUCGACAAAGGCUCGCAGACGUCACGGAUCUCGAGCUCAGCUGGCAGGCUGCACGACAUCUCCUCGAGUUUUGCGAGGAGAAGCGCGGUGAGGGUGUCCAGUGUCAUGCAUUUCCGGCACUUGAAGAGAUGGUACUCAAGGCGAUGGGCAUCGGUCGCCCCUCUCGAGUCGCACGUAGUGACGAUACAGAAACGAUAAGUAGACUCCUUGAGGCAGAGCUUGCAGCUAGGCCAACCCCGUUCCAGAUUAGGUGGGACACUGCCGGCGCCGCGAUCAAUACACCGAGCCACUAG